AUGGUCAAGUUGAUUAGUUUUUUUAGCAGCAAGAUGUUCUUUAAGAAAGAUCAAAAAACAUACAUGCCAUUCGCAAAAUUAAAGAUUGUCAUUUAUGGAAUGUUCAAAGUUGAAGCUCACUUGUAUAAGGAUGAAUAUUCAAGUGAAAAUUCAAGUAAUCACACAAAUGGAGAACAUUCAUUGAGAGAUUCUGAAAAUAUUGAACAUUUGGACCUUGUAAAUAACAAGUAUGAAUGGAUUGUCCAUUAUGGAUACAAAUUUGUGAGAUUUUCUAUUUUUAGAAAAGAGUAUUCCAGAAUCGUAUCGACCCAAAAACGAGCAAUAGAAAACAAACAAAGUUCAAAAGAAGAGAAUGUUGAUUCUCAAACAUCAAAAAAGAAGCAAAAACGAACAACUCCAUCGAACGUUGAACAGGAUGAAGGAAUAUCUUCUACCUUAUUUAUUGACAUUGAGGAAGACAUGACAAGUGACACUCCUAGUGAACAUCCUCCUACUGAAUAUUAUUCAUCGACACCUUUCAUUCAACCACAAACUGAAAUUUUGGAAAAUGCGUCACAACCCUCUAAACUCGAUUUGUUAAAAAAUUCAGUUCAAGAAUGGCUCUCUCGACUCUCCAAUGACCAAGAAACAAACAAAGGUCUUCUUCUCAUGCAAGAAACCAAUAAUAGAAAAUUGGUACAGAGUGUCAUUUAUCGAACACUGGACUCCAAUGUUUAUCAAAUUCUAGCUGUCAUUUAUGAAGUCGCUAAAGUGAUGAAUGUGAAUAAUGACGCUUGUCUUGACAAGGCAUUCAACUAUCUAGAAUCUCAAUUUCUAUGUGUAACCAAAGAAUUACCUCAACACGAAGAACGAAAAGUUCAGUUUUGUAAUCUUAUGAAAUCAAAACUUCCACAUGUCACAGAAUUUGAAUCUAUCAUUGAAUUGAUCUAUGGAUGUUUACAAUUUUUCAGUGCCACACAACCCAUUUCCAUGUCCACAUUCCAUCAAUUACAACAAUAUGCUCUGGAACUAUUUCCUCAAGAAUCAAAAGACAUCAUUUCAUAUUUCACACGUCAUGUCUUACCACAAAUGAAAAUGAUUGGAAAUCAUGUUUCUAGAGGUGGUGAUGAUCAAAAUUCUCCAUAUUCUGAACAAAACAUGUCACAACCGGAAAUGCAAAAAAGAAUUAUGGAUCUUCUCAUGAAUUUUAAGGAACAGACCAUGGGACAAACAUUUUUGAAACAAUAUGUGAAUCAAAUUCAAGCAUUGAAUCUCGAAGAUGGACUUUUGGAAUUGUAUCAAAAAACACUUUUGGAAUUUCCGCAUUGGGAAGAUGAGGUGAAAAAUGCAUAUGAAACUUGUUUAAAAAUUCUUGAAGAACGAUUAUGGAAUCAAUGUUUCGAUUCUCCACGAAGAUAUUCAUUUGGAUUUGUCACAAAAUUGGAACACAAGAAGAAUCUAUUUUGA
Naegleria fowleri is the source of this 1446-nucleotide messenger RNA. RefSeq lists its product as uncharacterized. NCBI's taxonomy places the organism in Eukaryota, Heterolobosea, Eutetramitea, Acrasida, Naegleriidae. The transcript is spliced from 2 exons. The record is from RefSeq and is a predicted model, not a curated record. The coding region runs from base 1 to 1446 and encodes 481 amino acids.